AAAAUAGUGCCACACCCGCGAAUUUGACUGCCUAACAUCACACUUACUGACAACUUCAGCCUCUUCUCGAUACACAAUAGAAAGGCAUAUCAUCUGUCUAGAAUCCUAUUCGUUUUUCUGUUUUCUUUUUUUCUCGCUCUCUGCAUAGAACUUUGCCAUCUUACCAUAGUCUUCAUCCGACACCUUUCUCCACUAUCCUUUGUUGCGUGCACAUAAGCUUCCGCGGUCAUUCUCUAAUCCCCGAUAGCUUCUAAGGGGUUGCCUGGGUUUCCGCCAUUGUCGUCAGCCGCCAAAACGUGGCCGUGCAUGGGUCAGAACGUCUGAUCAUCAGCUCUUCCUGUCCGUCAACUCGGUUAGACAGUGGAAUAUAUUUCCUUUCCCCGCAAGAAAACCAUAAUUCAACUUCUUAUCACAUCAGCGAAGACCGCCAAAAAGAGAAAUUUCUUUUGCGUCCCCCCUUGCCUAAUCGGCUGACCAUUCAGGAUGGCAGCGAACAGCUACUACAACACUGGGUACAGCAACAACCCACCGACGUACGAACAAGCCAUCCCUCAUACAGACUCGUUCCAUCGACAAUCACCAGCGCCCACUUACACGGGCCCCAGUGGACACCCCUACGCAGACUCUGAACCCCCUCACAUCCGAGACAGCCAGCAUUCCUUAGGGUCCGAUCAGGGCGCGUAUGUGGCAGGCGGAAGGUUAAACGAAGGAGAUCAUUAUGCAGAGAACAUACCCCUGAAGGAGAACACUCAAUACUCAAACGGCCCACCACCUGCCAACUGGAUGCAGCAACCAACGCAUUACCCCCCGGACCCGGCGAUGUUGGAAUCAGCCCCAAACCGAGCUAGAGGGACGAAGAAGGGCUUCUUCAAGAAGAAAGUCCCCUUCGUGACCUAUAUCCUCACCGUGGUACAAAUUGCGGUGUUCAUCGCGGAGUUGGUCAAGAGCGGACAACUCACAGGAUCCCCGAUUCAGACAAAACCUCAAUUCAAUCCGAUGAUAGGACCCUCCGCGUACAUUCAAAUCAACAUGGGAGCGCGGUACGCGCCAUGUAUGAAGAAUGUCGACAAGGUACAGAACUCUCCGGUCGACUUCCUCAUGCCUUGCCCGAAUUCAACAACGAAUGCUUUGGAGUGCACCUUAUCCGAACUGUGUGGCUUCGGCGGUGUUCCCAAUCCGCACGUCGGUGGUUCCGUCGAUGACCAACCGGAGCCCAACCAGUGGUAUCGAUUUAUCGUGCCUAUAUUCCUUCACGGUGGUUUUAUUCACAUUGGUUUCAACUUGCUUUGUCAAAUGACGAUGGGAGUUGAUAUGGAACGGAUGGUCGGAUGGUGGCGAUAUGCCUUGGUUUACUUUGCCAGUGGUAUCUGGGGUUUCGUCCUUGGAGGUAACUAUGCGGCUCCGUUCCAACCCUCUUCGGGAUGCUCAGGUGCCCUAUUUGGCAUUCUUGCACUUUUCAUCUUGGAUCUUUUCUACACCUGGAAAGAAAGACCGUCGCCAUUUGUGGAACUGAUUAUCAUGGUCCUUGGCGUGGGAAUCUCUUUCGUGCUGGGUCUACUACCGGGCCUGGAUAAUUUCUCCCAUAUUGGUGGGUUCGUCAUGGGCCUGGCCCUCGGUCUCUGCAUAAUGAGAUCGCCCAAUGCACUCCGGGAGCGCAUUGGGCUCGCCCGUAACCCUUAUGUGGCGAUGAGCGGUGGUGCUGGUCCCACUUCUGAUGACGAGAACAAAACGACGACUGGCCCAAGUUUCGUCAACCUCUUCAAGGGACGCACGGGUCCGAACUCGUCUUCCGAAACAUCUGGUCCAUUGGGCUUCUUCAAGGGGCGGAAACCACUAUGGUGGGCAUGGUGGUUGGUCCGGGCUGGAGCUUUGGUAGCAGUUAUUAUUGGUUUCAUCCUCCUGAUUGUGAACUUCUACAAGUACCCCAAGUCAAAUUGCUCCUGGUGUUAUAGAAUGAGCUGUUUGCCCGUGCACGAUUGGUGUGAACAAGGCAUGGAGCCCUUCACAAUCACCAAUACCACCACCACGAACGGCAACUGAUUAUGUUUACUCUUCCUUUUCGCCUUUCUACUACUUAUUGAUGACUCUAUCGCAUUUGUUUACAUAAUGAUUCUACCUGCCUUCAUAGCUGUAAACUGUUUUGGGCUCAUACUCUGUUUCGGGACAUCUUCACGGCAUUUGACUGGCGGCGUUGAGUGAUGAUUGCCGCUUAUUUCCUGUGCUUUUACCUAUACCCUUGCAAGGGCAUCGCGUGUAUAAUCACUUUUUUUGUGAUGAGCGUCUCCAUCUCGGGGACGAAUGGGAUUUGAUGAUUUAACUCUAUACCUGUAUUGAAUUUUACUUGGUAGAAGGAAAUACAGCCAUCUAGAUAGGCGUAUACAAACUAGACUGACC
This is a messenger RNA of Aspergillus caelatus, 2394 nucleotides long. RefSeq names its product rhomboid family membrane protein. The transcript has 3 exons. Gene Ontology annotation, cellular component: membrane. Gene Ontology annotation, molecular function: serine-type endopeptidase activity. The record is from RefSeq and is a predicted model, not a curated record. Lineage: Eukaryota; Fungi; Ascomycota; Eurotiomycetes; Eurotiales; Aspergillaceae. Gene Ontology annotation, biological process: proteolysis. Bases 484 to 2040 code for a protein of 518 amino acids.